AAUAAAAUUAAAAAUAUCUAUUUGAAGAAGCUGUGACAAAUCUUCUGAAAGCCAUACAGGUCAACAACUACUCCAGAUCCCGAAACACACAAGACUUCUCAACACUCUCGCGCAAAGAGGAGCAAGAAGAACUGGAACUGAAGAAGAAAGAAAUGGGUGUUGUGAAGUCAGCGAUUGGGGAUAUGCUGAUGACCUUCUCGUGGGUUGUCCUCUCCGCGACCUUCGGUUUACAGACGACGGAGAUCAUCUCCGCCGCGGGGUUUCAGGGGAUCGCUUGGGCUCCGCUGGCCAUCACCACGUUUCUGAUUUUCGUCUACGUCUCGAUAUUCACCGUUGUCUUCGGCAGCGCUAGCUUUAAUCCCACCGGAAACGCCGCCUUCUAUGCCGCCGGUAUCCCCGGAGAUACCCUUUUCACCUUGGCCAUCAGGUUACCUGCUCAGGCAGCUGGUGCGGCAGGAGGUGCAUUGGCCAUCAUGGAGUUCAUACCAGAGAAGUACAAGCACAUGAUUUCUGGACCUUCCCUUCAGGUUGAUGUGCACACUGGAGCUAUUGCUGAAACCAUCUUAAGUUUCGGUAUCACCUUUGCGGCUUUGCUUAUUAUCAUCAGGGGUCCACGAAGAUUACUCGCCAAGACCUUCUUGCUCGCUCUUGCAACCAUUUGCUUCGUUGUCGCUGGCUCUAAAUACACCGGACCAGCCAUGAAUCCCGCCAUUGCGUUUGGGUGGGCAUACAUGUACAGCUCUCACAACACUUGGGACCAUUUCUACGUGUACUGGAUCAGUUCUUUUGUUGGUGCUUUAUCUGCUGCACUGGUCUUCCGUACUAUCUUCCCGCCACCUAAACCCCAGAAGAAGAAACAGAAGAAAGCCUGAGAGGAUAAAAACUAAUCCGAGACAACACCGGUUCAAUUCUUUACCGGUUUGGGAUAUAGAAAGAUUCAGAAGGUUUUCCAUUCUAAAAUAAGGAGAAAACCUUAUAUCAUUGUUUACAUUCACGCUUUAUAUUAUGAAUUUGUGCGGACGGCAACAAUUCUCCAGUUCGUGCAUAUAUAUAUAUCUUCACUCUC
Messenger RNA from Raphanus sativus (radish), 1066 nucleotides. Its product is annotated as aquaporin SIP1-1. The record is from RefSeq and is a predicted model, not a curated record. The transcript is spliced from 3 exons. Gene Ontology annotation, biological process: transmembrane transport. Gene Ontology annotation, cellular component: membrane. Gene Ontology annotation, molecular function: water channel activity. The coding region runs from base 153 to 872 and encodes 239 amino acids. Lineage: Eukaryota; Viridiplantae; Streptophyta; Magnoliopsida; Brassicales; Brassicaceae.